Molecule: messenger RNA, 2990 nt
Organism: Monomorium pharaonis (pharaoh ant)
Lineage: Eukaryota; Metazoa; Arthropoda; Insecta; Hymenoptera; Formicidae
Product: UPF0518 protein AAEL005291
Source: RefSeq, a predicted model, not a curated record
UGCUAAAACGCAAAAUUGCACUAUUGCAGGAGAGUGUAGCGUAGACAAAAUGAGCUCAAUUUAAAUACAUUAUGAAAAAUGUGCAGCAAUAUCACAUAAUAAUAUACAUAAGCGAAUAAAACACGUAAAAUAUAAAAGGAUAUAAAAUGAUUCUCAAAAUUGACAGAUGAUUACUGCGCGAUCGCAAAAGGAAUAUGCUAACGUUAUCUAUCCAGAGAUAAAGUGUUCCAACACAUACAAUAAUAUCUGUUGCUCGAUACACAUACCAGUGAAUCUUGAUCGCCUAAUGAAUAUGUGAUUCAUGUUAUCACAUUGUUCUCAUUACAUCGUUUUAACGUAUCAAAUGAGACGAUUUUAACAUCUGACCUCGAUUACAUCCUAGUGCGCAUCCCCAGAACGCAAAAAUAGUGAGGUUAUAUGAACGUGAUCUCGAUGGUAAUUACGUUAUUGUGAAAGACAUAUACUGUAAAGACACAAUGAGCUGGCUACGAAGUAGCCCGCUGCGAACGAGUUUCAGCAAGCAGCGAUCAAGAGAUUCGCCACCAAAAGAUGCUGAUCCAUCCGCAUGCUAUGACAGUUUCUGCAAACAUUCUCAGCAGAUUUAUGAAAUCAUUCUACAUUCUUUACCUCCGAAAGGGAUACCUAGUCAAGAUGAUGUACUUGGAGUUGUUAAUCAUGUUGACCAAAUGGUAACGUUACUGGUACUAGAGUUACGGGAUACAAAUUCGCAUAAUCAUUAUCAACAGAGUAACACCGCCACGCAUUCUCCGUGUUUAGAAUAUUUAUUAAGUGAAAAUCUGCUUGUAAAGUUAUAUGAUUGGAGUAUACAUACAGGAAGAUUUAAUAAUGCUGUAAGAUUGGAACAAAUAAAGCUUUACGAAUUACUAGUUUCAUAUAGUGGCACUCUUCUUGCCCACGAGCCAGUUACGAGACCACUUUUGCGAUUGUUAGAAGAAUGUGCAAAUGAUGUUAUGCCAUUAGAAGUAGAAAAGAAAUUAGUAGUAUUGUUGAAUCACCUAUGUGUUGCCUUAAUGCAAAAUAUGGCAUUACUUGAUUUGUUCUUUCAUCCAACUGCACCUGGAAAGAAUAAAUUUAUAAUAUUUAAUCUAUUAAUACCUCAUGUUCAUCGGGAGGGUGGUGUUGGUCAACAGGCACGUGAUGCUAUGUUGUUGUGUAUGUCACUUUCAAAAAAAAAUGAUGAAGUUGGAUUAUAUAUCGCUGAGCAUUCUAAUAUAUGUCCUGUACUAGCUACAGGACUGAGUGGCCUUUAUUCUUUACUUCCAAGGAAACUCGACAUUGAAACAGACGAUUGGCAUCAAUUAACACCAGACGACGUAAAUGAUUUACCUGCGCUUACACAGCUUAUGAAUUCUCUGGAAUUCUGCAAUGCAGUUGCACAGGUGGCGCAUCCAGUAAUACAGAAGCAAUUACUUGAAUUUUUGUAUCAAGGUUUUUUAAUUCCCGUCUUGGGUCCAGCAUUGUUACAGGAUUCUCUUGGCUUGAGUAUAGAACAGCUAGAUGCACAUCAACAUUGGACGCCUGUGGAAGAAUUGGUGACGGCAACAGCUUAUUUUGAUUUGUUUCUUCGAUCUGUAACUGAUCCUGGCUUGUUACGAUCAUUUGUUAGAUUUUUAUUAGAAGAUAAUUAUGAUGACUGUAGAAUACUAGACAGCUUAAUACAGAGAAUUUCUUCUCGAUCAAGGUUGUGCAUAGUUACUCUGGCAUUAUUCGAAACUCUGGUCAAUUUAAACUGCGAGGAUGUUAUGUUGGAAUUAUGUCUGGGCGCAUUAAAUCCGUGUUCGCAUGUAAUGCUUUCUCAACGUAGUCGAUUGAGAGAUAUAGAUCCUUUUGGACGUGCAGCGGAAAAAUUUUUAUCUCUAACACCACAUUGCUGUUGCACAUUUUCGUCACUGGAUUCACAAACAAGUUCUUUACCUGGCACCGUCUCUUCUACAUACGAUAGACACGGAUGUGCCACGUCCGAUUCCGUAAAAUCACUACCGGUGUUACUAAAUUAUGGCACUAAAUUAUCAGAUAGCUUAUAUGGAAAUUAUCAUGCAUAUCUCUGCGAUGCCAGACAAAAAAUCAAAGCCUGUCGUAUUGCGUGCUCCAAUUGGUCUUGUCAGUACGAUGGUAAUUUACGUCGAAGUAGCAAUACCAGUAACAUGACCACGUUGAUGGACGAAAAUAUCGUAUCCGAUCAAUUGCAAAAGAAGACAGAAGAAUCUAGAACAUUGGAAUUGAUAAAGAAUGCGAUGAAAUCAUGCGAGAAGGACGACAAUACACCGCUGGACAAUGUACUAUUUAAUAUUCAAUCUUUGUUAGAAGGCAAAGAUUUAAAUAAAAAUGAACAGGAUGUAAAAAAUGAAUUAAACAUGGACAUCACAUUGUCUGUCGAAGAACAAGCGCAAUUAGACGCCGACAUUGCGGAGUUAUUAAAUGAAAAUAUAGGAAUGACAGAACUAGAUACAGAAGAAGCUUGUUCAGAUAAGAAGGAAUCUGAUAGUUGCAUAGACGACUCGACUAUGGUUAUGAAUUCGCUUAUGUCUCUGGGUGAAAGCAGCGGCUACGAGAGCUUUGCUUUUAAAAGUUCCCCGGAGUCAACGCCGGAUAACGAGAUCAGCGAAUAUCGUGUGAGUGAAGAACACGAAGAAGCACACAUUAAAAUUAAAAAAGAGAUUGACGAUGUCUCUACGCAUAAUGUCGCGAAAUCAAAUCCUCCAAUAAUUGGAAUAGCGGAAACGUCGUCGUGUAAAUCAAAUAAGGAUGCCUUAUACCGGCAAGACGUAUACAACGGACAACCAAAUGUCGGGAUAUUUUUAGAUGUGAUUUUACGGAAACUUGAGUGUAUGACGAGCAAUAACUUGUAUGUCAAUUUACGUCUCACAGGCCUUAUUAGUAGAUUGGCAAUGUACCCACAGCCUUUAUUGCAGUCAUUUCUGUUAAACCACUCUCUCGUAUUUCAACCCAGUAUCAAGUCUUUGUUUCAG